ACCUCUCAUCCAAUCAGAGGGCUGGGGCGGGAUAUGGGGGCGGUGCCUGUUACCGAUGUUUAAGUGCCUGGUUCUGCGCGGGAACGCCAACCUGCUCCAGAGUGAACGCGGCGGCAGUUAACCGACGGCUCUACGCUAGACUCAAGGCUUCAGUCUUUCUUUUAGUCAAGAUGAGUGAUAAACCAGACUUGUCUGAAGUGGAGAAGUUUGACAAAUCAAAACUGAAGAAAACUAAUACUGAAGAAAAAAAUACUCUUCCCUCAAAGGAAACUAUCCAGCAGGAGAAAGAGUGUGUCCAAACAUCAUAAAAUGGGGAUCUCCUCCCAAGAGCAAAUUUCAACAUUGAUGGAGAGUCUUGGUUUUAGUAAACCCAUGUAUUCGUAGAAAUUUUAGGCAUCUAUGGCUUCUCACUUGUACUCUGUGGCUAAGAGGUCAACACUAGUCAAUGUUCCCUUAAAUUUAUUUUUAAACUUCUUCUUGGUACAUAAAUAAAUUCCAAAUGAAAGAUGCUGUCAAUAGUAUCACCAUUGAUGAUCUUUGUGUGUGUAGUCUUUGCAAACCCCAUAAGGCAAGCCAAUUUUAACUUAGAAUGGGUACCUCUAUUGCUUCUUAAUAUUCAUGAAGUUACAUACUUUUGCAGCUUCUCACAGUUAAUUUUCAUUUCUAAUGUACCAAUAAAAUAAUAAACACAGUCA
Molecule: messenger RNA, 695 nt
Organism: Ictidomys tridecemlineatus (thirteen-lined ground squirrel)
Lineage: Eukaryota; Metazoa; Chordata; Mammalia; Rodentia; Sciuridae
Gene: Tmsb15c
Product: thymosin beta 15C
Biological process (GO): regulation of cell migration; actin filament organization
Cellular component (GO): cytoplasm
Molecular function (GO): actin monomer binding
Source: RefSeq, a predicted model, not a curated record